AUGAAAAAUCUGACCAACUAUGAAGACUUAGAGGAUGAUGGGUAUGGUUCAGAAAGGUUUUUGGUGGGUAAAUUGGGGGAAAUGGAUGAAUCGAAGAAAUCUCUCAAGUCUCAGCAAAGGAGAACAGCCCCAAAUUCUUCACCAAAUCGUCUCUAUCCCUCAUUCUCUUAUCCUUCAAUCAUACCAAUAUCAAUGGCGUCUUCUUCAACUUCAUCCAUUCACAAGAGCUUUACAUAUGAUGUACUUUUGAGUUUUGGAGGCAAAGACAACCGUACGAACUUCAUUGAUCAUCUUUAUCAUGCUCUUCUGGACAGAAACAUUCGCACUUACAAGGACGAUGAGGAAAUCAAUAAAGGGAAUAGAAUCAAUGAUGAGCUCAUGGAAUCCAUUGAAGCCUCAAAAUACUUCAUCAUUGUUUUCUCAAAGAACUACGCCUCUUCAUCUUGGUGCUUAGAUGAGCUUGUGAAAAUAAUGGAUUGUCACAAGACAACCAAGCAUACUGCUUACCCUGUCUUCUAUGAUGUGGAACCCACCAAAGUCCGAAAACAGAGCAGGGAAGUUGGAGAAGCCUUUGCCAGACACGAAAAGGAAGAGGCUGUUGGGAAAUGGAGAAAGGCUCUCAAAGAAGCAGCUGAUCUGGCAGGGUGGGAGUUGAAAAACACUGCUGGCGGGCAUGAAGCUAAAUGCAUCCGACAAAUUGUUGAAAAGGUUUCACUAGAGUUACGUUCCAUUAAUGUUCACAUUGAUAAAAACUUAGUUGGGAUGGAGAUCCGGGUCAACGAUAUUUUAUCAUCUUUGGAAACUGCUUCUGAUGAUGUACGCAUGAUUGGGAUCAAGGGGAUAGGAGGUGGUGGGAAGACGACUUUGGCCAGAGCUGUUUUUAAUAAAAUAUCUUAUCAGUUCGAAGGCAAAAGUUUUGUUGACAAAGUGAGGGAAGCUUCGAAUGCUUCUUCAUCCGGUUUGAAGCUGUUGCAAAGUCAAAUCCUUUCAAAUGUAUUGAAUAAUCAUGGCAUCAAUGUAGGUAGUGUUUCAGAGGGGAAAAACAUGAUGUCUUGGAUGAUAGGUGGUAGAAAGAGUCUUAUUGUUCUAGAUGAUGUGGACCAUGUAGAGCAACUUGAAGCUUUAGCUGGUGACCCUAGUUGGUUUAAGCCUGGAAGUAUAAUUAUCAUUACGACAAGAGAUGAACAUGUUCUAAUAGCACAUGGAGUGAAAUUGAUUCAUAAUGUCAAUUUGUUAUCAGAGGAGGAAGCGAUUUGGCUCUUUAGUAGGCAUGCAUUCGGGAAAGAGAUUCCAAUUGAAGGGUAUGAAGAACUAUCAAGACAAGUUGUAUGUUAUGCUGCUGGUCUUCCCUUAACAAUCAAAGUUUUGGGUUCGUUUCUCUGUGGUAAAAAUAAGCUUGAAUGGAAAGAAGCCCUAGCCAGACUAGAAACAAUUCCUUUAAAGGAAACUCAGAAGGUGUUGGAAUUAAGUUAUACCGGUCUAGACGAUGAUUACAAGGAAAUAUUUCUAGAUGUUGCAACCAUUCUGAAAGGUUGGUCGAAACACUCAACAAUCGAAGCACUUGAAAGCUGUGGAUUUCAUCCUAGAAUUGGUUUAAGAGUUCUUGAGCAAAAGUCUCUUAUAACUAUUGGUAACGAUGAAUGUGUGGGCAUGCAUGACCAUUUUGAAGAAUUGGGCAGGAAUAUUGUUCGUCGUUUGCACCCUGAUAUGCCUAACAAACAUAGCCGAUUGUGGGAUAGAAAGGAAAUUGAAGAUAUAUUGGCUAAUGACAUGGGUACUGAAGCAACAAGAUGUAUACGAUUCUACCGUGGGAGACUCAAUCAGGAAAUCUUUAUGAAAGGUCUUAGAAAGAUGAAAGAACUUCAGUUUCUUGAUGCGGAGGCUCUCGAAUUGAAUCAAGGAAUUAAUAAACUCAUCCCAAACUUUCUAGAUGCUUUAGCAUUUCUGUGUUGUAGUUGGAAAUUUGAUGAAGUCAGCCCAUACUUUCCAGAUGCUUUACGAUAUCUGCGUUGGAACAGGUAUCCUUUUAGAUCUUUACCCGGGACAUUUCAAGCAAAUAAUCUUGUUGCACUUCAGUUGGAUUUCAGCAAUAUUGUACAACUUUGGGAAGGGGGAGAAAGAAAGGUUCUUAACAAGCUCAGAUUCCUUCAACUCAGUGGACCAGAGUUGAGGACCUUUGACCUUGGGUUAACUCCAAAUCUUGAGAAAUUGACACUUGGAGGACACGGUGAUUUGGUAGAACUGUGCAUGCCGGAUGAAUGCUCAAAGCUCAGAUUCCUCAAACUUUAUGGUUCAAAGUUGACGACACUUAACCUCGGGCUAACUCCAAAUCUUGAGGAGUUAGAUCUUAACAUUGAUUUAGUAGAACUUUACAUGCCCUUAGAAUGUUCAAAACUCAGAUCCCUUGAAAUUCGUAGUUCAAAGUUGAGGACUCUUGACCUUGGGCUGAUUCCAAACCUUGAGAAGUUAGAUCUAAACAGUGAUUUGGUAGAACUUUACAUGUCAGUUGAAUGUUCAAAGCUCAGAUCCCUCAAAUUCACAGGUUCAAAGUUGACAACGCUUGACCUUGGGUUGACUCCAAAUCUUGAGAAAUUGAGGCUUAGAGGACAUGGUGAUUUGGUAGAACUUUAUAUGCCUGCUGAAUGUCUAAACCUCAGAUCUGUCAAACUUUAUGGUUCGAAGUUGAGGACACUUGACCUCAGGAUGACUCCAAUUCUUGAGAAGUUAGAUCUUAACAGUGAUUUAGUAGAACUUUAUAUGCCUGUUGAAUGUUCAAAUCUCAGAUCCCUCCAACUCGAGGGUUCAAAUAUAAGGAUGCUAGACCUUGGACUGACUCCAAGUCUUGAGAAGUUAGAUCUUAACAAAUGCUAUAAUUUGGGAGAAAUUCAUGUGCCCAAUGAAUGUCUAAAGCUCAAAGACCUCAAACUUUCUGGUUCAAAGUUGAGGACCCUUGACCUGGGACAUGCUCCGAAUCUUGAGAAGUUGUCUCUUCUUAGCUGUGACAAUUUGGUAGAACUUCACACGUCCCAAAGGUGUCUAAAUUUCAAGUACAUAUAUCUCCAUAGUAUAAAUUUGCGGACCCUUGACAUUGGGAUGACUCUGAAUCUCAACAGUUUAGAACUUACGAGGUGUAAUUAUUUGGAGGAAUUUCACAUGCCCUGUAGUUCUCUAAAUCUCACUUACCUACGAGUAAUUGAGUCAAAUUUAAGGACCCUUGACAUUGGGUUGACUCCUUAUCUCAACUGGUUAGAACUUAUAAACUGUCAUUAUUUGGAAGAAUUUCACAUAACAGAUGAAUGUCAAAACCUCAAAUAUCUUGUCGUUCAUCGUUCAAAGUUGAGGACCCUUGACCUUGGUCUGACUCCAAAUCUUAGGAAGUUAGUAUUUAAAGAAUGUUACAAUUUGGUGGAGAUUCACGCUCCCAUUGGAUACCUAGAAAAUGUUUUCUACAUUGACUUGAGUGGCUGUUUCGGGUUUAGAUCUUUUGUGUUUCACAAAAAGGAUAAUAGUAGUGCUAAAUUGAGUGACUCAGUUGAGGUUCGGCCUUUAACCGAGUUACAUUUCACCUUAGAAAGAUGCCCAUUUCACCCCGACAAAGAUCUGCCAAAGUUUGAGUCUACAUGUAUUCAUAAAGAAGAUCUACCCUCAUUGACUAGAUCUCUUGAGAAGCUUUUUUCUCAAGGUUUGUGUGCUUGCACAAAACUUGAGACGAUUUUAAGAAGCAUCCCUAAAGCAUUUGUAUCUUGA
Lactuca saligna is the source of this 3747-nucleotide messenger RNA. The record is from the annotation of a GenBank genome assembly. NCBI's taxonomy places the organism in Eukaryota, Viridiplantae, Streptophyta, Magnoliopsida, Asterales, Asteraceae.